AUGCCUACCCUCUCUUGGAAACAGGCCCUUCUUGGCCUGCUCCUAUUGGAGCCACUGGCAGCUGGACUUGCCGUUCCUCCUAAGCCUGAUAUGAUGGACCCAGAGGAUCACCUCGGUAUCAAGGCACGACGCAAUGAUCCUGCGGUUCACGUUCCAGACGCAAGCAUUUGGGUUCGAGACCGUUGCCCUGAUGACGAUGGGCCUGACCGUGGCGGACGGCCACCCAGACCGCCACAGUUGCGUGCUCGUGACUGUAACCCGCCCAGACCUCCUGAUGAUGGUGGACGACGUCCACCUAAGCCCGAGGACGGCCCCGAUGGCGAUCGAGGUCGAAACCCCCCUCGGCCUCCUCAGAAGAGGGACGGCGUCGAUGAUGGACCUCGACCGCAACAGACGCCGCCGCCGCCGCCCCCGAAUCCACCUAACCCACCUCCUAAUCCGCCUCCGCCGCCGCCACCUCCACCAAACCCCCCUCCACCGCCCCCCAACCCGCCGCCUCCUCCUCCACCACCGCCCCCGGUGCCACCAGGCCCACCUCCUCCGGGGCCCCCUCCUCCGCCGCCGCCUCGCGCUCGGGACAUUAACCACCAUCCCGGGAUGUAA
Colletotrichum siamense is the source of this 603-nucleotide messenger RNA. RefSeq lists its product as uncharacterized. The record is from RefSeq and is a predicted model, not a curated record. The transcript is spliced from 6 exons. Lineage: Eukaryota; Fungi; Ascomycota; Sordariomycetes; Glomerellales; Glomerellaceae. Bases 1 to 603 code for a protein of 200 amino acids.